Molecule: messenger RNA, 1430 nt
Organism: Laetiporus sulphureus 93-53
Lineage: Eukaryota; Fungi; Basidiomycota; Agaricomycetes; Polyporales; Laetiporaceae
Exons: 2
Coding region: 305-1210 (301 amino acids)
Source: RefSeq, a predicted model, not a curated record
CUGAUUCAUCCCUCUCUUACGAAGUCGCUAUCGACGCAGCUCUUCACUGCAAGAGCCUUGUGGUAGCCCGCGGUAUCUUAGACGUGGAAGUGGAAAUGCGCGAGGCGGACGUCUUCCGCCGCGCUGGCCCCCAGUUCCUUCCACCCGCCUUCGACCUCAAGUCCGACCCGACUGCCGAAGUUCGCAUGGCCCCUUGCCUCGACACUCGGCAUGACCAUCUGUUCCCGCCGCACGCCCUGGGGUGAAGGCAGCGGAGGUUUCUACGUCACGGACGGGAAGAGGCUUCUGCUCGUGACUGCUCGCCAUGUCCUCUUCCCCCCGAGCACAGAUGACAACAAGCUUUUCGAGUACAAGUCGAGCAGCUCGGGCAUGCCCCGCAAGGACGUCGUCCUCCUCAGAUGGCAUCAUUACCGUCCAGCAGAAGAAGCUCGUCUAUUGGAACGCUAGGGAGGGCGCUCCCCAGGCUGCGAAGGGGCUCGCGGAUGCCCAGAGUGCGAUCAAGGAAGCAGAGGCGACCAAGAAGGCUCUCGUCGAGUUCCAGCGCCUUGUCACGAAAGACUGGGCGCCCGAGAAGAACCGCGUCAUUGGACACGUGGUCUACUCUCCCCCCAUCGUGGUCGAUGCCGGCCCCAAUCAGUUUACUCAGGACGUCGCCGUCGUCGAGAUGGACCUCAGCAAGAUCAGCCGCAGGCCCAACAACUUCCCCGGCAACGCCAUUGACCUCGGAUUCGAGUUCGAUCCCAACAAGCUCUCCGAGAUGAUGCACACCGCGAACAUCGAGAACGUGCACAGCUUCGACUAUCCAGUCGAUCGCCUCCUGCAUCUCUCUGGCGUUGUCGCGGACGAGGAGAUCCGCAACCCCACCAAGACUGACCAGGAUGGCAACCGCUGCAUCGUCGUCCUGAAGAAAGGCCGCACCACGCGCCUGACGGUUGGACGCGCCAACAAUGUCGUCUCGUACGCGCGCACGUACUUGAAGGACACCGACGAAGAGCAAAUUUCGAUGGAGUUGGCCAUCUUCCCCUACGACAAGAACUCCGGCCCCUUCUCCGCCAAGGGAGACUCUGGCUCGGUCAUCGUCAAUGGCGCUGGAGAGCUGUACGGCCUCCUCACCGGUGGCUCUGGCAUCACGGAGCGCAACCGACAUCACGUACGCGACCGAGAUCGACUUCGUCAUGGAGGUCAUCAGACGCUGCAAGUUCCUCGCUAAUGUCUACAUCGGGGUCCCGGAUCAGGCCUAGGCGCUCACGCCGGUUAGUGAUUCUUGCUGCAACGCGAACAGGAGCAGCGCGACACAGUCUGCGACAAUAAGAAAAUCAGCAUAAAACUGAAGCUACCUUUAACGCACCGAAGACAUCGUCGCAUCCGCGAGAAGACCGCUAGUUCAUGAGGAAAGCGUCGAGAGCGAGGUGACUAUAUGCGUUACGCGC